AUGGGGGAAGAAGAAGAAACCACUAAUUCGAUCUACAUUCUUGUCGAUUUACUGAAAGAGAUACUUGUGAGACUUUCCCUAAAAUCUCUGGUCAAACUCAAAACUGUGUCUAAGGAAUGGAGAUCGAUCCUCCAAUCAAAGAGUUUCGAGGAGAUGCAUCUGAGUUUUCAAAAAUCUGGGAAGACCGGCCGGAAAAUCCUGGCCGCUUGCCACUGCGACUGCGGCGGCCCGCCGAGUCUCCUCCCCGGGUCACGAUUCAAAGGGGACGAAGAGAUUGUCAAUCUGCACUGCGACGCGACACGACCGUCGUUGAGUUGCGACGGUUUGGUCUGCUUACCGGAACCAGGUUGGGUCAACGUUCUGAACCCCACGUCCGGACAACUCCGGAGAUUCCCGUCCGGACCAGAUCCCGUGUCAACUCUCUUGACACCCCUUCACAAGAACAUAUUUUUCACAGGACACUGGUCGACAUAUUUUCCUGGGUACUGGGCGAUGGGAUUCGGUAGAGACAAAGUUGGAGGGAGCUAUAAAGUAGUGAGGAUGUUCUUUGAUCCCAGCCAUUGCGACAUUCUUGAUGUGAACAUUGGGGAAUGGCGGAAACUGAGUCCACCUCCGUACCCGGUUGACGUCGGAAGGAAAUCGGUUUGUGUGAGUGGAUCAAUCUAUUGGUUUGAAAUUGCGUCUGCUUGCAAGAUACUAGCCUUGGACCUUCACACACAAGAGUUCCGUGACGUCGCAAUGCCACCUCGUUUUAGAUGUAAGAUGGACACUCAGAUAGUGAACCUUGAGGACAGUCUAGCUUUAGUCACAGCGGGAGUGAAUGAUAAUCUUGAAUGGGAACUAAAGAUUUUGAGCAUGGAUGCAGAAGAAGAAACCUGGAGCCUGACGUAUCUGAUAAGCUUAGCUGAUCUAUCUAUUCAUCUUUUGGCGGCUAGAUGGUUCAUGCCGGUGACAGUUUCUAAGCAGGGGAAUCUUUUGUUCUAUGACAAUAACCGGAGUCUGUAUAAAUAUUAUCCACAUACAAAUAUAGUCCGCCAGAUCUCCCCACAUACCUGCGUUAUAUUGUCUCCUUAUCUGGAAAGUUUGGCCCAGCUCCAUACUGAUCAAGUCGCUUUAAGGACUGGACGAACACUAUGCAUCUCGAAGGCUGCGAUUGCUUCAGCUCAUGUUAUAUCAUCACUUCGAUCAACAGUUUACAAGUUUCUUCGUAGAGGGAAAGCUGAGCUGGCCCAGACUUCUUUUGAAGUUUGGGACGACAUUAAGCUUAUGGUCAUGGCUAUACUCUUCAAACUUGUGAUUUCAGUGUUAUCCUCGCUCUUGAUUGUUGGAGUUUUGACACUCGUGGCCUUGGGAGCCGUGCCUCGCCGCCUACUCCCUGUGGAUGGGGUGGCUCGUCCUCUUCAAGAUGGAGUUUUGUGUUUUUCUUCUUAUGAUUACGCGUCGUUACGAAUCAAAACGCUCUAA
Molecule: messenger RNA, 1464 nt
Organism: Thlaspi arvense
Lineage: Eukaryota; Viridiplantae; Streptophyta; Magnoliopsida; Brassicales; Brassicaceae
Source: the annotation of a GenBank genome assembly